Messenger RNA from Dermatophagoides farinae (American house dust mite), 5671 nucleotides. The record is from RefSeq and is a predicted model, not a curated record. Lineage: Eukaryota; Metazoa; Arthropoda; Arachnida; Sarcoptiformes; Pyroglyphidae.
AACCGGAUAUAUUUUUCAUUGAAUAGAAUGCAAUGAUGCUAUAAUAAUAAUGUUUAUAAUGGAUGAUGAUUCAAUAGUUGAAAGUCAUCAAUCGGGACAUUGGCAACGGCGACGACAACGACAAUUUCAACAAAAACACCAAUCAUUAUUGGUUCAAAAAAAUUGGAUUGAAAUGUACAAGUAUUCAACAUUGUUUCAUGGCCAUUAUCGAAGGUUAUUAUGUUGCCUACUUGUAUUGAUAUUUUUCCUCAUCGAAGGAAUUCAAUCACAACAAUUUACGCCUAUCGAACAACCAGGCUCACAACAACAAACACCAUCGAUAUCAUCAUCACAAUACCCUUCGGAUUUAAAAAUUCUGGCCAAUAACAAUCCUAACAUCAACGAUAUAAAUAGUGAUCUCAUUCUACCCGAACCAACUUAUUUCAUUGUAGCAUCUCGUAUUGUACGUCCCGGUCAAGUAUAUCGUUUACUAGUGACCAUUUAUCGUAGCGCUUCACCAAUCAAUGUUCGAGCUUCUUUACAACGUAAUGGUAUCGAAUUAUCAUCAGCUGUGCAAUUAUGUAAAGAAAGUAUUCCGGAAACAUUGCUAUUACGAAUGCCAACGAAUUCUUUACCCGGUACAUAUAAAUUAUGGAUCGAAGGUAAUGUUAAUGAAUAUUUUGGUGGCAAUAUAUUCCAUAAUGAAACAAAAUUGGAAUUCGAACAACGUUUUAUGACCAUAUUUAUAACGACCGACAAGCCGGUCUAUAUGCAAGGACAGACAGUACGAUUUCGUGCAAUGCCCGUCACAACGGAUCUGAAAUCAUUUACCGAUGCAAUCGAUAUUUAUAUGCUUGAUCCUCGAGGCACAAUCAUGAGACGUUGGCUUUCAAGACAAACGAAUCUUGGUGCCGUCAGUCUUGAAUAUCCACUAUCACAGCAGCCGGUCUAUGGACAAAAUUGGACGAUUAAAGUUGUCGCUCAAGGACAGGUGGAAACAAAACAUUUUGCUGUUGAAGAAUUCUAUCAAACUCGUUUCGAAGUAAAUGUUUCAAUGUCUGCAUUCUUCCAAGAUACGGACGCCUACAUUCGUGGUUCAGUGAUGUCCAAUUUUACGAGUGGUGUGCCAAUCAUCGGUAAUUUGACCAUUGUAUAUACAUUGCAAUUAGCUUCAACUUCCUAUUCAUUGUCUUCAUCAACCAUUUAUAAUAAUAAUCGAGCUAAUAUUAAUUAUUUUGAUCGACCUGCCAUCGAAACGACCGAACGAUAUUUUGAUGGAUAUUAUGAAUUUCGUUUACCAAUGUCAGAAAUUAUCACACAAUUAGCGAAAGGUGCACAGGUCGAUGGCGCUAUGCUUACUGUAACUGCUUAUGUUGGUGAACGUUUCCUCAAUCUAAUCUAUUCCGGUUAUGCAAAAGCCUAUAUAUUCAAUUCUAAAAUUCGUCUAAAAUUUUUGGGCCCAAAUCCACAAACUUUUAAACCACCAAUGCCUUUCAAAGCCUAUGCAGUAUUGUCACAUUCGGAUGGAUCGCCUAUACAUCGUGAUUAUCUUUACACCGAUCGAAUUGAAGUCCAUACACGUGUAAAUUCAAGAGGAGGAAUACUAGGAUCCUUCAAAGAAGAAGUGCCAAUGUCGAAAAAUGAAUACGGUCUUUGGGAAAUUAAAGUUAAUUUACGAAAUCUGCUUAACAAUGACAUGUUAGCUCUUAAAAAUGUUGAUUCGAUAUCAUUGCAAGCAUUUUUCAAAGAUGUUUAUGGUUCAACGGUUAAAUCUCCUGAGUUACGCGUUUUCGCUACCUAUGCUCCCAAUAAUCGUUUAAUUCAGAUAUCAACAAGUACAAUGAAACCUAGUGUUGGCCAAUAUAUCAUUUUCCAUGUACGCACAAAUUACUAUGUCAACCUGUUCAGUUAUUUAGUCAUAUCAAAGGGAAUCAUUUUGGUUGCUGGUCGUGAAGAGAUGAACUCAAUGUUAAAAACAUUCACAUUUACGGUUUCAUCGGAAAUGGCGCCAAGCGCUACAAUUAUCGUAUAUGAUGUUGCACCUGGCGGAGAAGUGAUCGCCGAUUCAUUGACAUUCCCUGUUGAUGGCAUUUCUCGUAACAAUUUCACUGUUGCAUUGAAUAAUCGGAAAGAUAAAACAGGUGAUACGAUUGAAGUGGUGGUUUUUGCACAACCUGGCUCAUAUAUUGGUUUAUCAGCAUUGGAUAAAGAUCUUUUUGGUAUAAAUGCUGACAAUCAACUUAGUUAUGCACAUGUUCAACAAAAAAUGAUCAGUUUUGAUGAUAUUCUACCGUUGAAUAAUGCAUCAUUAAGCUAUAGCUGGUAUUCACGUUACGGAAUUCUCGACCGAUUUUUUUUCCCAUCACCAACAUUUGGCAUCGAUACUAAUCAAACAUUUGAGCAUGCCGGUCUUAUUGUAUUCACCGAUGGCAAUCUAGUACGUCGACCAGAAACUUGUAAUCGAACUCGUGGAUUACUCACCUGUAUGGAUGGUGGAUGUUAUCAUUUUUCGAAAAAAUGCGAUGGUCGUUCGGAUUGUCGUGAUGGAAGUGACGAAAGCCUUUGUCAAAAUAACGACCAAUAUAAUAUGGCUCAUUUUCGUAUGACACGAACGAAUCGUUUACAACGUUUAUAUGACAAUAGUUGGCUAUGGAAAGAUGUUUUUAUUGGUCCACUCGGCUAUCAUAUAUUCAAAGUUCCAGUACCAAACGCUCCAGUUAAUUGGAUUAUAUCCGCAUUCGGAAUGAGUAAAUCACAUGGAUUCGGUAUUCAACGUUCCAAACUGAAGCAUUCAAGUGUCCGUCCAUUUUAUAUGAAUGUUGAAAUGCCUUCGAGUUGUUUGCUUGGAGAACAGAUUGGUAUUCGUAUCAGUAUUUUCAAUUAUCUUCCAUAUGAAAUUGAAGUGGUCGUUAUUCUUGCUCGAUCUCCCGAUUACAAAUUCGUUCACGUCGAAUCACUUGGUCGAGUGCAAUCGUAUAAUCCACGUACAUCGUUCGGACAACAUCAACAUUUGAUCAUGAUUUAUCCUAGUCGAACCAAAGUUGUUUACAUGCCCAUUGUUGCUACAAGAAUCGGUGACAUCAAUGUUACUGUUAUGGCCAAAACACAAGUAGCCAAAGAUAUUGUUACAAAAACAAUUCAUGUUGAACCGGAUGGAAUACCACAAAUGACACACACAUCGGUUGUUCUUGAUUUAUCACAAGGUGCCUACCUGAUAAAAUAUCUUGAAACGAAUGUCACCGAAAGUCCAAUUAUACCCUAUCGAAAAGAACGACGCUAUGUUUUUGGAUCAAAUCGUGCAAAAGUCACCGUCGUUGGUGAUGUUAUUGGUCCUGCUUUUCCAACGAUACCUAUGAAUGCUACCUCUAUGCUAAGAAAACCAUUCGAUGCAUCCGAACCGUCAAUGUUUAGCUUUGCUGUAAACGUAUACACAUUGCUUUAUCUUCGUUACACCGGCCAAAGAAAACCGAACCUCGAGAAAGAAGUUUUCCGAUACUUAAACAUUGAUUAUCAACGUCAAUUAAGUUACCAGAAUUCGGAUGGUUCAUUCCGAGCUUUUCGAUGGCAUCAAACACCAUCAGUAUGGAUGACUGCAUUCUGUGCUCGUAUUUUACACCUUUCAACGUUUCAAGAAUGGGAAAAUUUCCUUUACAUUGAUCCCAAAGUAAUACAGAAUGCUAUCGUUUGGUUGUUGAACCAACAGCAAGCAGAUGGCUCAUUUGUUGAAUACCCGAUGCAGAGUCCAUUAAAUCGACGAACCAAUAUGACUUCAAGCAUAUCGUUAACUGCUCAUGUUUUGAUCACAUUGGCCGAAGUUCGUGAUCUAAGUGGUGAAGUUGAUUCAAAAGCUACUAGUGCACGAACUUCAGCGCAACGAUUUCUUGAAAGAGCUUUACAUGUGGUUAAAGAUUAUGAAGAUCCAUAUGAACUUGCCAUUGUAACCUAUGCCUUAACAUUGGUCGAAUCAGUCGAAGCUGUUGAAGGUUUUAAUCAUCUUUACUUACGAAUGCGUGAAGUUAGCGGUAUGCGUUAUUGGGGCAAAGAACCUGUAGCUCCUAUUCGUACACAGGUAGAAAGUAAUCGACCAUUUAUACUGCCACGUCUUCCAAAUAGAUUUGACUCCUCAAAUGUCGCUACAACUGCUUACGGAUUAUUAAUCCAUAUCAAGCGUCAAGCAUUCAUACAGAAAGAAAUUGUUGAAUGGCUCAAUUUUCAACGUUUAUAUGAUUCAGGAUGGUCAACAACUGAAGACACAAUUGUCGCCCUACAAGCAUUGAUCGAUUAUUCAAACAAAGAUCGUUUACGUGAUGUCACCGAUAUAACUAUAACAGUCGAAGCUCCAACGUCUCAUAAUUUUUCCUCAAUGAUACAUAUAAACGAAGAGAAUAUCUCGAAAAUGCAAUCGAUCGAUAUACCAAAUGCAUUUGGUGCAGUCACAAUCAAAGCUCAAGGAUCUGGUGUAGCUAUCGUACAAUUAAAUGUGGAAUAUUGUGUUGAUUGGCCACAAUUCCAGAUUCAACCACCGAUUCGAUCAUUUGAUCUAGAUGUAUCCGCUACAUUUACUGGGCGUAAUAGUUCACAUAUUACAUUUAAAUCUUGUCAACGAUGGAUACAUACACGAGAAAGUCUAUCAUCUGGUAUGGCCGUUCUAGAAGUAACCGUACCUACCGGCUAUUUCAUACAACAGCAAGAUCUGGAUAGAAUGGUUCGUUCUAACAUUCAGAACAAAUUGAAAGAAGCACGAUAUUUCGAACGAAAAGUUGUCUUCUAUUUUAAUUCUCUUGAUACAAGUUUUACUUGCGUUUCAUUUACGGUACAACGAUGGUAUCCAGUUGCAAAUCUUACACGUUACAUUCCUAUCCGUGUUUAUGAUUAUUAUGCUCCAGAACGUUUCAAUGAAACAAUGUUCAGUACACAGAAUUUAUAUUAUCUAAGCGUCUGUCAUGUCUGUGGUUCUUAUCAAUGUCCAUAUUGUCCAAUUUUCAGCUCUUCACCUUAUUGUUCAUCACCGAAUUUGAUUUUAUUAUUCAUAUCCAUAUUGAUGGUAAUCAUCACAAUGUUUUAUUCAUCAUCACCAUCAUCAUCAAAUAUUGUCAUUAUUUAAAGAAAAAUGUCACCAUUAUAACAAAAUAAUCUUGUUAAAUGAAUUGAAUUAUCGCUUGCUUAUCUGUAUCUCAUUGUUGCUAUUGUUGAAUAUAUGUUAUGUACGUUUGUAUUACGUUAAACAUCAGUCAUCAUAUUUUUCAUUCAUUCAUUCGAUUUGUUAACUGGCCAUUUUUUGGGAGAAAAUUUCACUGACGGGCCAUAGAACUAAAAUGAUAUUUUCCUCAAUUUUUUUUUUGAUUUUUAUUUAUGAUAAUGAAAAAUACACAAUAACAAGAAAAAUUUUAUUCAUUUAUUCAUGUCAAACGCAAUAUCACAUCCCAUUGGAUUCUAUUAUCAAUGAAAUUAUAAUGACAUUAUCCGAUGAGAUUACCUUUGUACAUUUCUUAUCUGUAUUUUUAAAUUAUAUUUUUAUUUUAGUUUUUGUCUUACUGCUUCUUAUAUAUUUUCCAUACAGCUUCCAAUCAUUAUGAAAAGUUAAUGGAAUUCGGAGAAAAAAGACUAAUGAAAUUUUCGAUUCACCUUAUUCAAUAAGGCUUAUUGGUAAUGUCGAUUAUCUGAAUCUGUAUAAAUGUGUUUAUAAUUUUUU